Messenger RNA from Xenopus laevis (African clawed frog), 3273 nucleotides. RefSeq lists its product as uncharacterized. The transcript has 20 exons. The record is from RefSeq and is a predicted model, not a curated record. Bases 73 to 2343 code for a protein of 756 amino acids. Lineage: Eukaryota; Metazoa; Chordata; Amphibia; Anura; Pipidae.
UCAUCCAAUCAGCACCCACUUUAGCAAGAGAAACCGAAAACGACGUCUCGCUUGUCUAAAGCCCCUGUUGCUAUGGAGACCGCAGUUGCCGGAUAUGCGUCACGUCCCGGAAGUACUAGGCAGCUGGCGCGAAAGUUUGGAAAGGAAAGAGAAGUUACCAUUACCAUGAGGACAGUAAGUGAAGUUGCCGAUGAGAGGAAUUCUGCGGAGGAAGCAUGCGGGGAAGAAAGUGUCAUUGUCAUUAGUGAUGAUGAAGGAGAGGUCACUCUGGGAUUGGGGAACUCGGUGUUAUUAAUAGAAGAUGCUGGAGAGGAGUCUUUUGUUCAAGAUAAGAGAACGGAGGAAGUGCUGGAUGAGGAACUUGCCAUUACAUUUAGUAAACGGGGCAAUGUGAUGCCUCAUGCCAGAUACGACUGCACGACGUACUCUUUUUCACGUGCUGAGCAAGAGACCCAGGUGCCUUUGGAAGAUAAUGAAAAAGCAUGUGCAGAGUGUUACUGCUAUCUCUGUGAUAAGCUGGCCUCAGAGUGCCCCAGCUGGACGAGUGUUUCUUCCUGCCACUGCAAUGCUCACAACAAGAGCAAAUACUGGAAGGAGCAGCGAAACUCCGCUUUGGCCGGGGUGCUAACUAUAUUCAACUUGGAUCUCACAGAGAUUGACUCAGAGCUUCGGGAAGCAGGGAGUUUGCUGCAGAAUUUCCUCAAUGAAAUAAUCAUUAUAUACAAGAAGUACUUGGAUGGGGAGAUGAUGAAUCGAGAGAUCCUAUAUUCCUGCUUGUGCGCCUGCCACCGUAGGAAAGCAACCCAACUAUGUAACAGCUGCGCAGCGCAUCACAAAGAAGUACUCGUUCAUAAUUAUGCUCCAGUGUAUGAAGCAGUAACAGAAUAUUUAAAUAAAGCAGAGCUGCAAAGGCCAAAAAUGUCUACGGUGAUGCAUCUGGGUGCAGUCAAAGAGCUGGUCAGUCAUAAAGCAACCCCAAGCCCACUUGGACUAAAGACUCCACAUGCAUGCUUAAAAGAGUCAUCAGUGCAACUAAUGGAUAGGAUUAUAAGGACUCUCCAGAGGCUUCUUGUAGAUGCGGAUUUCCCCAAGGAUCUUCACGAUAAAUUUUUGAUGUUUUUCCAGUCUCUAGCGCUUCCCCCACACCUGUAUGCAUAUGUCAAUAGUUUGAAUGUCCUGCGCUGGGAUAACUUAUUCUUGACCUCAGUGUUCGCCGGGCAGAAUACAACAGGUCAGCGCGCUAACAAAGGGAAGAAAGAAUUCCUCUGGGAGCCAUUACCUGUGGUGCAGGCCAGAGUAAAGAGACUGGAGAAUGACAAGAAUUACAGACAGCUGGUGCGCUACCUAAAUGUUGUGAGAUGCCCCGACACAGGAGCAUUGACACGCUUACGGCAAAAAACUGCCUUUUAUAUGUGCAAAUACGGAGAUUUUGCAAGUGCCGUUUUUGCGCUCAUCCAGCUGAAGAACCUGCCCCGCAACAUGGCCCUGUCUCUCACUCCAGAACAAUAUGAGUUGUACCUCACCAUGUUCAGGACCGGCAGCUCCCCUCCGGGGAAUGAACCCGUGGCUAAGGAAAUAUGGAUUCCGUUUGCAGGGCCGCCUCUGAGGAAGGGAAUCUUAGUUCGCUGUGCGAUAAGAAUUCUUUUCAUGAACCGUUGCCUUGCUCAGCAGGUGAAAUGCUGGAUUGCCCUAAUCCGAACCUGGUGCACUUGCGACAUGCUGACCCCAGAAGGGACACUCAGUCCCCUGCACUUAGAAGAGCCAGACCCACAUUUCCAAGAAAUGUUGACGGACAUGUCUUGUGCCAUCCUGGAUGAGCUGCGCAGGCAAACGCACGCAAACCUCCCCGAUCCAUUUCCAAAGUCUCCUCUUAGUUGCGAGCUGAUCCUCGUGGUCCAGGCUGUCACUCAGUUCAUGAUGAAUUCAGUAGCCCCUUUACGAGCCAUGCUACAAUUUGUGUUAGCCUUUGGGACUAAUAUUUGGGCGCUGGUGCUGUUGAUGGAUGGGAUCUCCCAUAUGCAAUCGCUGUUGUUCGACUUCGUAACCAACCUGAACAAAGAGCUGUGCGAAGAGGAGCAGCUUCUCCUGGCAGAACUGAGAAGGAACGGCGUCCCCUAUGCAUCACACUUGGUUUCAGCUUUUUUACUGCACUCGUUCGAUACGGUUCGCUCCGUUGGCUUUCACAUCCUCGACAUCAUCAUACGGAAUUUAAACAUGUUCCCAUGGAGCCCUGGCCUUGCUGGUUACUUGAAAGUCCGGGUGCUGGACAGCCAGAGUCUAAAUGUUCUCGCCGACAUCCAGACGUUGCAGAGCAAGAUUGCAAGACUAAGAAACCACUGUUAAUGGGCAGUUCUCCAGCCCCAAAAAAAAAAGAAGAGACUGCAUUAAAUACAUAAGCACUUUGUGCUGAGAGAAUCUUCUUGCCUGUUCUCAUCCUCAAGUGCCUCUUGGACUUUAAGUGAUAGAAAAGCUUUUUUUAUAAGGUUGAUUUUAUAUUCCAGAUAUCUGUGGAGUGUGGUAUCCAGCUGCAGUUCUGUCCUUCAACUUGUGAUCCUCCAAAUAAUAUCUCUUAUUUGCACACUUGCAGUUUUAUUUUCCCCUGGCAACAGUGAAUGUAUUUAUUAUUAUUAUUACGAUGAUGCACUGCGCAUAUAUAGUAGCACUACAUUACUGCCCCUUUAACUGUAGCCUGAGCUGAACUGCAGUCUUCACUUGUAUUCAUAGCAACCAAUCGGCAAUUAGUUGGGCAGCUGCUGAUUAAUACUCCAGAGUAUUAUUGACCCCAGUUUGGUGAAUCCCCACCAUGGAGUUUAUAGAUCUGUAAUAUUCCAGCUGUAGGGUCCCCUGCUGUCACUGAGCAUGCUGGGAGUUAGUAUUGUAACAGCUGGGCAGCCAGAGGUCAAAGUUGUUGAAGGUCCAUCUGUAAGUCUAUUGGCUCAUCCCUACUCCCAACACUAUCCCAUGGCUGCGUAUUGUCUGUUCCAUUAGACUUAAAGGGACCCAAAUCCUUCUGUCACUUCUGAAUGGCUGGCUGGCACUGGCCAAUGGCGGACCCAACACUGUUUUAGACUCAGUAGUAUGUGCAGUAUAGGAAUCCAAAUAAAAAUGUUCUUUGUAUGUUUUGUUUCACUGCGACACCCGUGUGUUUCUUCCUUAUUUAAACAAAGACAUGGUUAUUAUCAAUAGUGAUUCUGAUUGGUUGUUUUCAUUUGUUUGUCCGCGAGCAGUGUUUGUUUUUCAUGAAUCUUUAUUAAAGUGCCUAUUUUAUAUCCG